AUGGCAAUUUCCAGUCUACGCAAAGAGCUUUCAAAUUCUGAACCAAGGCUAAGCGUUGAAAUGGUUACUACAGCAAUGGCAUUGUGCACAAAUGAUGUCUGCAAUGGGAACAUGGAGAUUUGGCGAACUCAUCUCCGUGGAGUUUUGCGGUUACUGGUUGCCUUUUUGGAAGGCCACGAAAUUUCAUCUUCUGCAACUGAGCCUUUCAUAGAGUUUCUCGUCAAAUGGUUCAAAACGAUGGAUAUUAUUGCUGCUCUAUCUGGGCAUAAUGGGCAAUGCACUCACAUAUCUGAGGAUAACACGUUGAGUAAAGUGUUGUCGUCAUCCGGAGCAAAUGUGGAUAACAUUUGUGGCUAUUCUUUAAAACUAAUUCCUAUGAUGGCUGAGAUAUCAAGCUUGGCCCGAAGAGGACAAUCCGGAUCGAUUGAGAAUUUUAUUCUGAGCAAUCCAUCAGCAUCCGAGAUCAAUCUAGAGGCAGAAAUUCAGGUUCUUAUUGAGAAACCCAUGCAGGAAUCUAGACAAGACGGCGAUAGAGCCUUUGGCUUUGAACUUCAGAGUACGCAUCGUGCUUUUGUUCACUCCGCCUUGCUACACCUACACCGACGGGUAAAUAUGCUGCCCAAGCAUGACAUUCGGGUCAGAGCGGAUAUUAGCAGUAUCCUCGAGGCCGUCACUCAAAUUCCACCUUUUUCGUUUGCAAACAUUCUUAUUCUUUGGCCUAUUUUCAGCGCUGGAUGCGAGACAGAUAUUUCUGCGGAACGGGACAUUAUACAGGAGCGUAUGAAAAACAUGCAGACUCUAGGAAUGGGUAAUUUUACAAGAGCUCGAGAGCUAUUACUCAGGUUCUGGUCAUCUGGGACUUCGUUGCCAUGGGACAAGUAUUUCUCACAACUGGGGCUGGAGCUUGUGCUCUUUUAG
Messenger RNA from Penicillium angulare, 918 nucleotides. RefSeq names its product transcription factor domain-containing protein. The transcript has a single exon. Gene Ontology annotation, cellular component: nucleus. Lineage: Eukaryota; Fungi; Ascomycota; Eurotiomycetes; Eurotiales; Aspergillaceae. The record is from RefSeq and is a predicted model, not a curated record. Gene Ontology annotation, biological process: positive regulation of transcription by RNA polymerase II. Bases 1 to 918 code for a protein of 305 amino acids. Gene Ontology annotation, molecular function: transcription cis-regulatory region binding; DNA-binding transcription factor activity.